Messenger RNA from Pseudovirgaria hyperparasitica, 631 nucleotides. RefSeq lists its product as uncharacterized. The record is from RefSeq and is a predicted model, not a curated record. The transcript is spliced from 2 exons. Lineage: Eukaryota; Fungi; Ascomycota; Dothideomycetes; Acrospermales; Acrospermaceae. Bases 58 to 510 code for a protein of 150 amino acids.
GUCUCACAAUAACGGCGACCAUUGCCUGCGACGCCUAGCUCUUGACAUGAUAGUCCUAUGUUCGUUCUCGACCAUGGUAGAAGGGCAGGUUCGCAGAGGGCGUCACAGCUCAGCAGCCACGGUUUGGGCAUCGAUCAAAUUCAUGCUCCACCAGCUCGCCGAUAUGCUUUCAAGUCUCUUCCUUUUUUUGGAAUUGUCCGCGCGGACGAUACGUACACAUGGGCUCACGGACUAUUAAGACCAGUUGUAUCUAAGCGUAGCUCUCGAUGUGAAGGACGCCUUGUGUGUACCGUGUCGCACUGUUGGAAGCCAUCAGUACAGGACGCAAUCGGCCUUGAAACUCUUGGGACAUUCGGCUGCGUUAGCCGUUGCAAACAGGCAAGCCCGUUCAAAGCUUUUCGUCGCUUUGUGGCCGCCACAACAUGCGUGAAUCGACCGACUUUUAGGUGGCUGCAGCUGCUGCUGCAAGGGCGGAGGUUGCCGUGUUGGAACCCACAGUCUGGCGCGUGAUCACUAUUGAAGUUGAUGCUCUAUCCAGUGGCCGGAGUGGUACCUUGGGUAUGAUGAGGUGAAGCUGACUAAGAAGCAGGUAACCAGGAAUUCUUUUGAGAAUAGAACUAGGCAAUACGUG